AUGGACAUCGGAGGAACAUUCAACUCUCCGGCUUUUGCCGUGCUGCCUCUAAAACGUAAUGAUAGCCCAAUUAAAAGAACACCCUUAGGAUCAUCUUUUUUAGCAGAUAAUUCCUCUGCCAUCGUCUACACCUGCCCAGCCGGAGAUUAUGCGUGUCAAGAUAGUGAAGGGGGAUGUUGUCCUUAUGGCUCGAAUUGCAUACCUAAUUACGAAUGCUCUGAUCCUUCAUACCCGUCUUCGUAUAAGAAUAGUGAAGGCAAUAGCUUAAGUAGCGAAGGAAGUCACUUCACUAAAUGGUUGAUACUCACCUCGGCCACAAUUAUUUAUUUCAUAUUUAGAAUUUAA
Acaulospora colombiana is the source of this 345-nucleotide messenger RNA. NCBI's taxonomy places the organism in Eukaryota, Fungi, Glomeromycota, Glomeromycetes, Diversisporales, Acaulosporaceae. The record is from the annotation of a GenBank genome assembly.